CAUUUUCCCCAAAUAAAUUAAUCCUAAAAUUACUCUGAAACUUAGGUGAAAAUUAUCUCCAUCACACAUCUCGAAUAACAGGUGAUUUCUUGCAAUACCCACUAUCUGAUUCCCAAGUCAAACAAUACCCAAAUGAGAUUUUUUGCUUAAUCCCGAUUGGUUUUGAAGAAUACAGAGGAAUCAAGGUUCUGAUCCUAUUUCUCAACUGGGUUUCACUUGGUUUGUCUUGUAGAUAUGAAUUUCAGGAGCAUGGAUGAUUUCUGGGCGUUCUAUAUGACCCAGCACUCGAAACCUUCCACAAGGCGUUGGCAUUUCGCUGGAACACUGGCAAGUAUGUUACUAUUGAUGUACUCUCUGAUGUUUAAUUGGUGGGUUGUGCUGUUUGUGCCGGUUGUUGGUUAUGGACUUGCCUGGUAUAGCCAUUUCUUCGUUGAAGGGAAUGUUCCGGCGACCUUUGGGCAUCCAUUUUGGUCCCUUUUAUGUGAUUGGAAGAUGUUCGGAUUAAUGCUUACUGGGAAAAUGGAUAGGGAGAUCAAGAGGCUUGGAAAGAGGCCUGCUUUGCAGGGCUUUUAAAUGCUCAUGUAAGGUUUCAGACAUAUACUCUAGUUCUGUUUAAGUUCAUAAUGCUUUUGAUCAUGUUUAAGUAUACCUUUUGUUUACAUUUGACAUGAAUAAUAAUUGAGUAAAAACACUUAUAAUGAUUGAGUUUGAUGGCUUGAUGCGAAUACAUAGUCAAAUUCUUUUGUUUGCUCAUAUAAAUUUAACAGGAUCCAGAAGUAUCUGAAGGAUACGAUUGAUUACUUCUACGUUCAUAUUCAUUGUGAUUUAAGUGGUUUAUUCAGUCACGUAUAUGGCAAGCUUAUAGUUGGCUGUAUGUAUAGAAACAUGAACUCUUAGAAAUGUGAUUCAAGUGAAGUGUAUGGAUAAAUCUGCAUUCCUGGUAGAAUUGGGAAACAUGGUUCUAUUUGCCUGCAUUCUGUAAAUCAAAUCCUUUUGAGUGA
This is a messenger RNA of Rubroshorea leprosula, 1001 nucleotides long. The record is from the annotation of a GenBank genome assembly. NCBI's taxonomy places the organism in Eukaryota, Viridiplantae, Streptophyta, Magnoliopsida, Malvales, Dipterocarpaceae.